AAUGUGCUGCUUCAAUCUUAUGAUACCUGGCAAAAGGUUUAAGAAGUUCCGCUAAAAGGUUUGAAUAGGGACGUUUUUUUAUAUAUAAAGUCUGAUAUCCAAUAAGAAAAUCACACGUUUUGUUUUAAUAAAAAUUUUGUUGUUGUAUAUCCACAACUUGUUUACUCUAACACCCAUUUAGAUAUAGUAUAUCUUUCGGCUAUCUUCGAGUAGAGUCGGGUAAAUUCGGCACCACUGUUUACCAGUCGACGCUAUUUGGCUAGUAGUUAUCUCACGCCCCUACUACACAUCAUGUAACUGCAACACACUCAAGGUUACUGCACAUGUUAGAGGAAGAAUGGGAUCACAUCUGACAAGUGUAUGUUGGUCGGUCACCAUCUGACAGGAUGCAUAUCGCUGAUUUUGUGUCUGGAUCAUUUGCAGGGGCAUGUGGAGUUGCAGUAGGCUACCCUCUGGACACUGUAAAGGUCCGGAUCCAAACCCAGAAACAAUUCACGGGGAUUUGGCAGUGUGCAGUAGCGACAUUUUCAAAAGAAGGGGUGCAUGGCUUCUUCAAAGGCAUGUCCUUACCCGUCACCACAAUCUCCAUGACCUCCUCAGUGGUGUUUGGCACAUACAGGAACUGCCUGCAAUGUCUGAGUCAGGCACGAGGAGCUGGUUGUGGUCCAAACACCAAACUAGAAGUCUUCCUGUCUGGCAUGGUGGCAGGUAUAGCUCAGAUGUCCGUGAUGUCUCCAGGUGACAUAGUGAAAGUACGUCUGCAGUGUCAGACGGAGUCCAUGCGAGGGGGAUCCAACAUGCCCAAACCCAAGUACCGCGGUCCAGUUCACUGUCUGCUCAGCAUUAUCAAAGAAGAGGGGUUCAGGGGGCUCUACAGAGGAGCGCUCCCGCUCAUGCUGAGAGACGCGCCGUCAUUCGGCACAUACUUUUUGACUUACACAACUAUCUGUGAAUGGCUGACAGACGGCAGCAAGAAAAGACCAGAUUGGAGUGUUGUGAUGCUGGCUGGUGGAUUGUCAGGAAUGGUAGGUUGGACUAUAGGAACACCCAUGGACGUGAUCAAAGCCCGCCUGCAGAUGGACGGAGCGCGGGAGACGAAGCGAUACAAGGGUUUCUUACACUGCAUCACUGAGACCGUGAGGGUGGAGGGAGCAGGGGUGUUCUUCAAGAGCUUGGGCAUCAACUGUCUGCGCGCAUUCCCCGUCAACAUGGUGGUGUUUGUCACUUACGAGGUUCUCACUGGUUUCCUCCGGAACAGCCCUGACAGUGACCGGCCUCGUUUAGGGUUCGAAUAGUAUUGCUGAUGUUUUACAUACAUAAUGGCAAAGACAUUAGGCACAACAUGUCUGUUGAAUUGCAAUAAUUUCAUGGAAUGAGUGUUUCCACAUUCGUUAUUUGAUAAGUCUGUUACAUGUAUAAUAUUCAGUUAGGUAGGGUAAUGUAUCCUAAUAUGCUCAGGGGGUCAUGUAUCACUAAUGGGCACUGUUGGUGCCAUAGAUUGGACCACUAAUCUCUGACCACUAGAUGUCCUCCCUGGCCAACUUGUUUUGCUGUAUGUUCAUGACAAUUCUGCAUACCUGCUCCAGUCUUAGAAGAGCAGCGCAACAAGAAACCUCAACUGUCUUUAGACUUCUUAAGCAUAUGCUCCAUUUGACUGUGUUCAAGAGCUUUCAAGGCCUUGAGUUUAGAAUGAUCAAUCUGCUGCAGCACGCACACUUUGUAGUAUGAUACCCGUCCAGGCCCUCACUGAAUGCAUGCGUAUUAUUUUGUCCAUAAUAUAUUUUUCUGAAAUGUGCUGUUAUGCAUAGAGUGUGCUUUUUCUUUUUGUACUUUAAGUACAUUUUGAUGCAAAUAUUUUCACACUUUAACUUUAAGUAACAUUUAGAUGCAGAACUGUUAAUUAUAGCAGAAUAGACAUUAACUUUAUUUAUGAUCGGAUUAUUCCAUAAGGCAAGGCACUUUUAUUUAUUUAGCAUAUUUCAAAAACAAGGCAAAUUAAAGUGCUUUACAAAAACAUUAAAUGCAUUAAGACAUAGUGCAAAACAAAUGCAAUAUAACAUUUAAAUACAAUUUAAAACAGUCAUUAAAUAACCAAAAGCAUAGAAAUAAAAACAAGCUAAAGUAGAAUAAGACAGGUAUACAACACAAGAAUAAAAGUGACAGUGCAGUGCAAGAUAUGAAUAAUAACAUCAUUUAUUAGAAGGCAAACAGAAAAGUAUUCAGCCUUGAAUUUAAAGAAGUGAGAGUUUCAGCAAACUCUCAGUUUUCUGGGAGUUUGUUCCAGAUGUGGGGAGCAUAAAAACUGAACUCUGCUUCUCCAUGUUUAGUUUUGACUCUGGAGACAGAAAGCAGACCUGAACCUGACGACCUGAGAGUUCUGGAUUGUUCAUAAUAUAGUAGAAGUUUAGAAAUGUAUUUUGGCCCUAAGUCAUUCAGUGCUUUAUAAACCAACAGUAGUAUUUUGAAGUCCGUUCUUUGACAGACAGGAAGCCAGUGUAAAGACUUCAGAACUGGAGUUAUGUGAUCCACUUUCUUGGUGUUGGUGAGGACUCGAGCAGCAGCGUUCUGAAUCAGCUGCAGCUGUCAAAUCCAUUUUACAGAUCUGCAACUCACUUCACAACCUUUUCCACUGACUGCAAAACUUGUUGUAUAACUUCUUACAAUUUAUAAUUCUUGGGGUUAAUUAGUUCAAGUGACCCAACAGAAUAAUGUGAGAAGCUCACAGCCUUUGAUCUACAAGACCAUUUGGCCCAACGAUGCAGCGCCUGCUGAAUCUGAACGUCCUCUAUUACGGAUCCACAUCAGUGCCGAGCAAACUUUUCCACAAUCGGAUUCCUACUGAAAUUCUAGGAUUUGCAGACCGUACUGUGAAACAAGAAAACCCCUGAAUGUUGCCUUUGUUAGCUGCUUUUAAUUAAACCCUGCAUGUCUGUCCCCCCUUAUGCAACAACAACCCGCAAUUAUUCAAGCAUCCAAAUAUCUCAUUGAAUAAAGUUACAGGCUGCUUGGUUGUGAAAUGACUAGAAUUAAGAUAUUUUCAAUUAAGUUGUUUUACAAUGCUUCGAUGUUGCUGUAUUUUCUCACAUAACAUGCCCCUGGGCAUGAAGUAAAAGCUACACAAGAGACAUGACCCGUUUAUAGUGUCUGCAAGUGAUGAAAAAGAUCCAUUUCUAAUCUAAAUUACUACAUUAUUGGGAUCCUGGAAGAUCUUCGGAUAAUUUAAAUAGGUUUGGCGACAAGAUUAAUCUCAUUUCUGUUACACAGAGCAGAUCAUGCAACCGAUUAUUAUCCCAGUCGUGAAUAUUGUGUUGGUGGCGUUUUAAUAAGCAAAUCAGUGGGAUGAAUUCUAGCGCAUGACUCACAUCAGAUGAGCCUUUUUAUGUCUUUCAACUGUAUCACAGCACAUGUUUCUGUGGUGUAUGUUGUAUAUUCAGCGAUCACAUAGAAGUCCUCACUAAUAGCCUCUAAUUAUUAUGCUGUGGGAAAAUAAACAAAUUCAUACAGAAUGAUUGUUUCAAGACAUAAUCUUAGGAACUUCCGAUGGAUCUCCAAAGAAGCCCAAAAACACAUUAUAAAUCAACCAGUGGCAUUUGCGUGGGUGGCUCAUUAAAAUAAUGGGUGUUCACAUAAUGUUGGAAAGCUUCAUUUUGUUGUCAGAAUCGGUCCUCGGUAACUACCACUUGGGCCCCCAUUCAGCAAUUGCUGUGUGGGCUAUUUUGGGAGCUCUGAGCUCCCCUGUUAGUGACGUGUGCUGCUGGGUAAAUUUGCAGCUCCGGUGGCCUGGGCCUGCAACCUCAGAUGGCAUCAAUCGGGAGAACAUGGAGGGGUGGGAGGGAUGAGAAGGACAGCGAAGAUGCUACAAGGAGAGGGACAGAGGAAAGGACAGAAAACAUUAAAAAAUACAACUAUUGCAAGGUGACACAAGGACAUGGGUGGGGUUUGAAUAACAAGUUGUGAUGUUCAAAAUGGCAAAAAUUGAAAUGAACCAAAAUAACAAUCUAAUCUAACAGAAAUAGGUGUUUUAAGUGAAUCUAAUUUGAGAGACAAAAGCUUUUACUUACUGAUGACUAACAAGUGAAGGGAAAAGUGAUAAGUGAUGAUGGAGGUGGAGGAGUGGGGGCGCUAUUGUACUUCAUACUAACUAGCUGUGGCAAAUGGAGGGAGGAAAGGACAUUCUGAAUAAAUCUUUUUGAUGCUCAAUACAAUUUGUGCCUGAAAUGCUGUGCUUGGUAAUGUGUUUGUAAUACAUUGUUGUGUUUCUUGCAUGGAUGACUGCCUAAUGACAGAGAUGGAGAUGUUUUUAGUUAUCGAUUGGAAGGAAAAGAGCACUAAGAAAUCAUCAAUCACUACUACGCAAUGAAAUUCCUGUUAAUAAUCAAAUCCUUACGUUAAGGAGUCACGGUUAAGUCCUUAAUGUUAAGGUUUAUUUAAGUGGGAAGUCUAAUUGAGAUCAUAGCCAUCACACACAUGUGGAGAUGCACUGAUUAACACAAUACAAUACUUAAUUUUAAAUAUCAGAAAUUAACCAGUAGCCGGUCGCAAACCACUGGAAACCAGUCCGGUGUCAGUAUGCUGUGAACUUCUGCCAUAGCUGUGAUAUUAAAUCUGUUUCAUUAAGUUGUAUAAUGAAGUUUGAAAACUAACUGCCAAACCAAUUUCCGACUAGUGUUAUAAAAGUGCAAAACAUUUGCUUGAAGAAAACAACAUUUUCAGCAUUUCAGGGGGUUUGAAAGUGAUGUAGAACUCAUCAUACAGUACUAUGACAAUGUCUAAAUCAUGAUCAGAGGACAUAAUUAACCUCCAGAAACAACUGUGGUGAACAGUGACUCAAGGAUUUGAGAAAAACAGCACAGAUGUCUCUCUCUCCACCUGAGACGAUUUAUAUGAAGAGAAUUCUGCCAGAUAGAAAAACCUGAGCUUCUGUUUGGUAUGGAUUUUUAAUUUCUCCAAGCUAUUCUGGAUAAGUAAGGCCUAAUAAGUGUACAAACUAAGCAUUUCCAUUAAAGGGAAGUAGUUUUUGAAAAAAGAAAUCCUCCUAAGGGUUUAUUUUACUGUAUAAAACCAGUGUUUAAUAAAGUAUAAAAACUGUUUCUUUCAA
Cottoperca gobio is the source of this 5098-nucleotide messenger RNA. RefSeq names its product solute carrier family 25 member 47-A-like. Gene Ontology annotation, molecular function: transmembrane transporter activity. NCBI's taxonomy places the organism in Eukaryota, Metazoa, Chordata, Actinopteri, Perciformes, Bovichtidae. Gene Ontology annotation, biological process: transmembrane transport. Gene Ontology annotation, cellular component: mitochondrion. The record is from RefSeq and is a predicted model, not a curated record.